Molecule: messenger RNA, 1192 nt
Organism: Oppia nitens
Lineage: Eukaryota; Metazoa; Arthropoda; Arachnida; Sarcoptiformes; Oppiidae
Product: casein kinase I-like
Exons: 1
Coding region: 154-1101 (315 amino acids)
Biological process (GO): signal transduction; endocytosis; peptidyl-serine phosphorylation
Cellular component (GO): plasma membrane; nucleus; cytoplasm
Molecular function (GO): ATP binding; protein serine/threonine kinase activity
Source: RefSeq, a predicted model, not a curated record
CAAACCAAUUUAGAUACAGACAGACAGUCAUCACAAGCACUUUUCAGACUCCAAUAGAAACAAACAGUUGAAACUAUUGAACAGUUAUUUGUGAUAUAUUUGUGUCCAAUAUCUCCAAGUGUUUAGUUUUUUUUGUUUGUUAAUAACAAUACGAUGGCCGACGACGAGGACAGUCCCGAAGGUAAAAAAAUUGGCGAAAAGUUUAUUGUAUUGAAAUACAUCGCCAAAGGAUCGUUCGGUCGCUUACAUGUCGGCAAAAACAUCCAAACGGGCGAAAAGGUUGCCAUCAAGUUUGAGAAGACAUCGGUAGAAAAGCCACAACUAGUUCUCGAGUUUCCAUUCUUCAAGAAAUUAAAGGCCGAUAGGUCUCCGCAAAAAGGUAUUCCUCGACUCUAUUACUUUGGUCCGUGCGGUGACAACUGGAGCGCACUGGUUAUGGAUCUGUUGGGUCCGAGUCUGGAGGAUGUGAAGGAAACAGUCGGCGGUAAGUAUAGCCUAAGAACAACGUUACUAUUGGCCAUACAGUUGAUCGAUAUAUUCGAGUACUUUCACGGCGUUGGACUCAUCUAUAGGGACACCAAACCCGAGAAUUUCUUGUACGGCCCGUCGGGAAGUGACAAAUACAAUGUCGUCCAUAUUAUCGACUUUGGUCUCUGCAAACAAUACAUUGAUGAUAACGGAAAGCACAUCCCUUUUCGUGACAGAAAAGGUAUUAUAGGAACAGCUCGUUAUAUGAGUAUUAAUAACCACAAGGGAUACGAACAAAGCCGAAGGGACGACAUGGAAGCAAUCGGCUAUAUGUUAGUCUACUUCUUGAAGGGAGAGCUUCCGUGGAUGGGCAUCAAAAUUAAGGAAAUAAAGGAACGAUACAAUCAAAUCUUAAAAGUCAAACAGCGAACCACCACUGAAUCCCUGUGCGCUGACAUUCCCGUAGAGUUUUGCAACUAUUUAAAGGACAUUAAGUCUCUUGAGUUUGCAGACGAACCCAAAUAUAGGGAAUACAGCGCUUGGUUUAAGCGAUUGUUAAGAAAGAAGUCAAACAACAAAAGCAAAGAUGGAGAAGACAUCUAUGAUUUCAACCGAACUCAUCAAAAGCGCUGACCAUUUGAUCAUCACUUCCCAGUCAUUCAUCAAUCAAUACAUCAAACAUAUUGUAGUUAUACUGUAUAGUAUUGACCAAUCAUUUAUAUCA